AUGAAUCCGCUCCUACUCCAAUCACACGAUAAGCAACUAAUCGAACAACCAACUCAAAUUUUAGAAUAUAGUACACUUCAUUAUAUAGAUCCACGAUCGUUAGAUCUGUAUCAAACAUCACAGACUUUUACAGAUCCACUAUCAUCUCAUAUAGAUGUACAUAUACAAGAUCAUAUAAAUACACGGCAAUUUGAAUCAAGUGUAUUGAUGGAAACAAAGAGGAUUGUAUAUUUAAUAAAGGAAGAAAAAGAGGUCGAAAACCUGGUAGCAAGAACAAACAAAAGUUUUAGUAUUUUGAGUUCAAGCAUAAGGCAACCACAAAGGUAUCUUAAUUCAUAG
Entrophospora sp. SA101 is the source of this 339-nucleotide messenger RNA. The record is from the annotation of a GenBank genome assembly. Lineage: Eukaryota; Fungi; Glomeromycota; Glomeromycetes; Entrophosporales; Entrophosporaceae.